Molecule: messenger RNA, 637 nt
Organism: Piliocolobus tephrosceles (Ugandan red Colobus)
Lineage: Eukaryota; Metazoa; Chordata; Mammalia; Primates; Cercopithecidae
Product: small EDRK-rich factor 2
Exons: 3
Coding region: 180-359 (59 amino acids)
Source: RefSeq, a predicted model, not a curated record
GCUCAAGCACGACCCGUGGACCCACGUGCUUUUCCUUGUCCAAUGGGAGCCGGCUCCCAGGGGCGAAGGGGCGGGGAGGAAAGGAACGACUGCGUUACGUUGCGAGAAGGGGCGGGACCUGCAACGUCGGACAGAACGAGGGGACGUAACGGAGGCAGGUCGGAGCCGCUGCCGUCGCCAUGACCCGCGGUAACCAGCGUGAGCUCGCCCGCCAGAAGAAUAUGAAAAAGCAGAGCGACUCGGUUAAGGGAAAGCGCCGAGAUGACGGGCUUUCUGCUGCCGCCCGCAAGCAGAGGGACUCGGAGAUCAUGCAGCAGAAGCAGAAAAAGGCAAACGAGAAGAAGGAGGAACCCAAGUAGCUUUGUGGCUUCGUGUCCAACCCUCUUGCCCUUCGCCUGUGUGCCUGGAGCCAGUCCCACCACGCUCGCGUUUCCUCCUGUAGUGCUCACAGGUCCCAGCACCGAUGGCAUUCCCUUUGCCCUGAGUCUGCAGCGGGUCCCUUUUGUGCUUCCUUCCCCUCAGGUAGCCUCUCUCCCCCUGGGCCACUCCCGGGGGUGAGGGGGUUACCCCUUCCCAGUGUUUUUUAUUCCUGUGGGGCUCACCCCAAAGUAUUAAAAGUAGCUUUGUAAUUCCUUGA